Molecule: messenger RNA, 692 nt
Organism: Schistosoma spindalis
Lineage: Eukaryota; Metazoa; Platyhelminthes; Trematoda; Strigeidida; Schistosomatidae
Source: the annotation of a GenBank genome assembly
CUAGCGUAACGCGGGACACUCGCAGUGAGCGCAACUUCAAUGACAUUAGUUGCUUUAGUGUCGAAUUCUGAGUCAUAGACAACGUCUUGUUCUGAUGGAUGUUGAUUUGUACGCGUACUUUGGCCUCAGAGAUGAUUGUACUGCAAAGGACAUUCAGAGAGCGUAUAAGAAGAAGGCAAGAGAGGCACAUCCUGAUAAAAAUCAAGACAAUCCGUUGGCAAAGGAAUCAUUUCAGCAACUGGCUAUUUAUUUUGAAAUUUUGCACGAUCCCACUAAAAGGAAAGAAUAUGAUCAGAAAUGGAAAGCCAAAAGAGAUGCUAUUAAAAGAAUGGAAUCUAUGGACUCGUCACGAAGAAAGCUUAAAGAAGAGCUAGAAGCGAGAGAAGCGGCUGCCAUGGCUUUGCGAAAGAGGCAGUUUGAAACUGUAGCUAAACAGCAAGCAGCCGACCAGAUUCGCAGGGAUUGGGAACGCCAUAAUGAAGAAAUGAAGUGGCAAGCUGAAAGGAAACGAAAAUCUGCAAGUGAGGAAACUGACAAUGCGAAGUUAAAAUGUACUAAAUCUGGUCAGGCUGUGGUGAGAGUAAGUUUUAACCCAUUUCUUGAACGUAAUCGAUACAUUUAAUGCUAAUAUUAAGCUAUUAGACUUCGUCUUUAUCCCCAUGAACCUUCAUUAUUUUAGGGUAAUCUUCUUU